AGACCGCCGCGCGCGCGGGAGACUUCGGCACCGGACGGAAACGUAGUUCUUCCCAACAUGCACUGCAAAGACAGACCCCGCCCAUCAGCAACUUCCAGAUCCGGAGGAGCGAAUGUGGGGUUCAUGAACUACAAUUCCCGACAUCAUUACUGAUGAUGAGAGAAGUCUAAUGAAAGCUAUUAAAGUCGAAUGAGUAGAAAUCCCUGUUUGCUAGUAAUUGUCUCCGUGUGUGUUUUAAUAGAACUACCAUUCUCAAGAUGCACAUAGUUAAACCCAGACAAUAGGAAUGAGCUUAAAACUACAAUUCCCAGCAUGCUCCAAAUUGAGUUUCAAGGACUGCGUUUCCCAGCAUGCAACUGAACUUUGAAUUUCAGGAUUUGAAUUUCACCACUGAGAGAUAAAGGCUUUCACCGCUGGCCUUGUUAUCUUCUUUUCUUUUGGGGAGGAAGAGAGGAAGUGGCAAGAUGUUACGGUGUAGCCACCAGCUCCUACUACAAUCAACCUUCACUAUCAUAAUGAUGCUCACUCUCUUCCAUGUGGGUAUAACCAAAGGCCAGCACCACCGGAGAGAGCCUCGGCGAGAGAAAAAUGUGCAGCCUGACUUUCUGUCCCAAGUUACUCAUGCCAUGAGGGAAGCAUUGGAAGACUUGAUUGGACCAGAGUAUUUUUUGAUAUUGAAUGAGAAUGUCUCUUCCCUGUUCUGGGUAUUAUCCUCUGGGAUCUCUGCAGGUUUAUUUGCUGUGGCUCGAAUUGCAGGGCAGUUCCUUACUUCUUUUGGGAUUGAUGCGGAUCAUGCAACUCAGUUCCUGAAGCUGAGCCCCUACCAGGUGCAGACAGUGCUUCUCUGGGGCCUUGCUGCUCUGAUUGGCUACUGGGUGCUGUCACUGCUGCUGAAUCUGAUGCUCGCCAUCUUGAGCCGUGUCAUGUGGGGCCUCAAGGUGCUCAUCUUCAUGUCCUGCUUCAUGUUCAUUGUCUCUAUGGAGCAUGAUCGUUCUGUGCAAGUUUCCCUUCUUCUGGCCCUGCUCAUGCUCUAUGCCUUGCUGGGCCGCCUGAGUGGAUCGCACAGCUCUGGGGCACGGCUGGAAGCCAAAGUGCGCAGCUUAGAGCGCCAAGUGGAUGAACUGCAACGCAGGCAAAGGCGGUCAUCUCCUAAACAUCUGGAUGAAGAAUGAAGCUUACGGGAAGCUUUAAUGUCCACAUACCUUCUUUAAGAAACCACUUCUUUCCUUUCUACGUGUAUUCAAUGACUGCUUCCUAGACAUAGACAUGCUCAUGUUUUUCGUCACCCACAAGUGUGCAGGAACAUGUGACUCCUGAAGGAAAUUUCUGUCCAGGGAAAUGAAUGCACCUGAGAUUAUAAUACCUCUUCCUACUUGUCCUCUGUAGACCUGUUAUUCAGCGUACACUCUUUCCCUCUCUGUCCUUGUCUUCUCUGCCUUGUUUCAAUCAUACCUCCUAGUCUUACCACACCACCUACCUACCUUAUUUUUCAACUGAUUAUUGGCAGACCAUUUUGCUUCUUUAUGGAUGGAAGUCCUGAUGUUGGAGUGAGAGUGCUAUUCGCUCUCAAAAAAUUGUAUGUUUACUUCCUCCUCUAAACCUGAAUGCUAAGACAAGAAUGGGGGGGUUGUGCAGUAUAACCUGAGGGUCUAGAUGUGUCUCAGUUGGAAUAUCUUAACAGCAACGCUUCCUGUGCCAAGUGCCUUCCUAAAGCAAAAGAGAAAAUUGGAAUGUUACACAAAGGGGUGGGUGGACAUGUUUACUGAACUUUAUAAAGCUCUCAGCUCAUUGCAAGCCAAAGGUAUCUGAUGACUCCAAGGCUAGAUUAAGUUUCCUCGUGGACUCUAGUUCUGCUUAAUGUUUAUGUGCCUUUUCUGGUUGGAAAUAAGCCAUAGAUGAGAGCCUAAGUGAAUGUACAAAACUCAUCCCUCCAGACGAAGUUUACUGUGUGCCACUAGGAAACUUAUAUUCUGAAGACUCUGGUACCCUUGCUGACUGUUUUUGCGGUAUUGUACGAUGGUAUUAAACAUCCGUUGCCACUGAAUUUUAUAAAAAUCUGCCAAUUUUAAACAUGGAUUAUUUUGUUAACACAUUCUUCCAAAUAAAGACUAUUUAAUUA
Heteronotia binoei (common prickly gecko) is the source of this 2119-nucleotide messenger RNA. It is a transcript of the gene TMEM109, whose product is annotated as transmembrane protein 109. The record is from RefSeq and is a predicted model, not a curated record. Gene Ontology annotation, biological process: cellular response to gamma radiation; intrinsic apoptotic signaling pathway in response to DNA damage by p53 class mediator. NCBI's taxonomy places the organism in Eukaryota, Metazoa, Chordata, Lepidosauria, Squamata, Gekkonidae. The coding region runs from base 465 to 1172 and encodes 235 amino acids. The transcript has 4 exons.